Molecule: messenger RNA, 561 nt
Organism: Momordica charantia (bitter melon)
Lineage: Eukaryota; Viridiplantae; Streptophyta; Magnoliopsida; Cucurbitales; Cucurbitaceae
Source: RefSeq, a predicted model, not a curated record
AUGAUUGGAAGCGCUUCCACAAAUUUCUUUGAUAUUAUAACCAAUGGAGAAAGAAUUGAGUAUGAGGUCAAGCAUGGCCGGUUAACUGGUAUUGCUAGUGGGACACUAGCCACGAAAAGGCAGGUUCCUCGAAAAAGAAGGAGGGUGAGGGCAGUAAGUAAUUUGCUUAAAAAGUAUAACAUUCACCAUAAGAUUGCUACUGCAUAUCACCCACAAACUAAUGGACUAGCAGAGGUAUCAAAUAGGGCAAUAAAGUCAAUUUUAGAGAAGUCCGUGAAUGUAAAUAGGAACUACUGGGCUAUUAAACUUGAUGAUGCUUUGUGGGCGUAUAGAACUGCUUAUAAAACUCCGUUAGGCAUGUCCCCAUAUCGCAUUAUUUUUGGUAAAGCAUGUCAUCUUCCGUUAGAAUUAGAAAAUAGAGCAUAUUGGGCUAUGCGGAAACUAAAUUUUGAUUAUGUUGCUGCAAGUGAAGCGAGAUUGCUCCAGUUACAUGAGUUGGAUGAAUUUCGUCAGUUUUCUUAUGAGAAUGCCAAGAUGUACAAAGAGCAAACUAAGAAGUGA